Molecule: messenger RNA, 3031 nt
Organism: Ciona intestinalis (vase tunicate)
Lineage: Eukaryota; Metazoa; Chordata; Ascidiacea; Phlebobranchia; Cionidae
Source: RefSeq, a predicted model, not a curated record
UGUAAAGACCCCAUUUACGUAGGAUCAAUUAUCGGUGGUUUAAUAACCUUGCUGCGGGUGUUGGGACAAGGUUAUUAAAAAAACAACUAAGCUAAAUAUGGAUUAACAAUCCUGUAUUCUAUAAUUCGGAUUAGGGUAAGUUUAUUUGUGUUCAAGAUUUUACGUAAUACAGAAAUUGGAAUUUGAACCGUUUAAGGUAGCGAAGCUUGAUUACAAAGAAGGCGAAAGAAUGAGAAAAGUGUGGCAGAUAUGCCGUUUGGUGUCGCAAAGUGAGCAACCGUUUGACCUGGGAUUUUUUUUUCGAAAAACGGAAAGAAGUUUACGAUCCUGACUUUUAUUGUUUCCAGUUUGUAAAGCAUGAUGCGCGACGCGCGCGGAUUCUGCUGUAUGAUGAUUUUACAGGCCAUGUUCUAACGCUGUUCAAAAACUAUCGUUUUUUGGGAAAAUCUUUUUUAAACGCAGACUGUGACAAUGAGCGAUAAAAUUGCAGAUUCGUUUCUUUCGGUCGUUCCGUCGUCGUCUUCAUUUUCCAGCAGCAGUGUCCAAUAUCGUGACCUCACGUCGUCACGUGACAACGACCCGUCAUCGGAAACAGCGUCUGUGGAUAAGCAAUUAAGGCUUUACGAGCUUAACAUGCGUCCGAACCCGCCAUUAACGACCCGUAAGAGCUCCGACGACGACGACGCCUGCGAGUUGAAAGCAAGAUAUUUCCGAACGAGGAAGGCGAACGGGCGAAGGUCAUUAGCAAAGCGAAAGCUGGUGAACAGUACCAGCUCUGUAAACUGCAACUCGUCACCUUACCCUUCCUCCACCGCCUCCUCCGGAAAAGAGUCUUCCUCUUCGGAAACUUUGUCUCCUGAUGGUAACGAGGAAGACAGAUGCAUGAUCACCUUUGGCGGUCUCAACAACGAAAUCGCUAACCAUGUGUUGGAGAGGAAUAUUGAAUGUUCUGAUAUUAAACAAAGCGAGGAAAUAAAAUGGGCGCUUGGGAAGAUCAAGUCUAGCGAGCAUAAAGAUGGCUUGGGAACAACUGGAGGCACCAGCAGUUACGAAGGCUCGAACAGCUACAACUUCCCCCCUAUUAUACCCGAGCAAUUCAAGAUUAUUUUCAAUGUUUCGGGUAAAAUAUUUGAGUCCGAUCAGCGGCAGUUGGACAGAUAUCCAAAUACAAUGCUGGGCGACCACAACAGUAGAAUGGAACAUUAUGACUGGAGAAGGAAAGAAUAUUUUUUCGAUCGACAUCGAGACGUGUUUGAGGCCGCGUUAGAUUUUUAUUCCAACAGUGGAACCCUGAUACGACCUGACCAUAUCCCUAUCGAUAUCUUCGUGAACGAAAUUCGUUUCUAUGCGUUCGAUUAUAAGACCCUGGAAGAUUUUCUGCGGGACGAAGGCCUUCUGUUGACGGUCAAAUCGAAACCGAUGCCGACGGGGAAAAUCAAGCGUACAGUUUGGCAAUUGUUUGAAGACCCAGAGAGUAGCUGGUGCUCUAAAGUUAUAACAAUAGUAUCAGCGCUCGUGAUAACAGUAUCUGUUGUGGUUUUCUGCCUUGAAACACUACCAGCUUUUUUGUCCCUAAGCCACAACGUGACGGAGGCAAUACAGCCGUCGGUGAACGCUUGUCAGCACAGCAUAAACAACCCACGAUUCUAUGGUGGGAACCGGACGUUGCAACCGACAGCGCAAACACGUUUGAAAGCAAACUCCCACGAAACAAGGAUUGAGGGGAAUAUUCUUGAUUAUAAAUUAGACGCACUUGUUCGUAUUGUGAAAUCAACCUUGGAGAAGUGCGUCGAAUCGCCCGAUCUUCCUGUAUUGUACCGGUACACCGCCGCACGUUGUUUAAUUGAGGUGGACGAUGAGCGUAAGCAGCUGGAGCAGUCGCUCAGCCAUCUUAAGCUGAUCCGAAAUAUUCCGAACAAAUCCGAAGAAUCUAAUCUUCGGCACAAGCGUCAGCGUAAAACCGAGCGAUACGCUGAGCGGUCGAUAGUGAACUUAAUAAACACAGGCGAGACCCACGCCAACCAAACGGGCUUCAAGCUGAACCAAUCGGUCCCGGAUAUAUUGGCAAGAUUGCUUAUCCGCACGUGCAAACAGCUUGACGAAAAUUCUACACGUUCCCCUUACGCUUGGUUUGUACUUGAAGCAAAAAUGGGAAGCCCUGCAGGUAUUUUGUUUCUCACCGAAACUUCUUGCAUCGUUUGGUUUGUUUUGGAGCUGGGUCUUCGUUUUCUUACAUGCCCGGACCGAAAAGCGUUUUGCAAGAGCUUCCUCAACAUCGUAGACGCCUCAGCCAUUCUCCCAUACUUCAUAACGUUAAUCGUUACCUCAAUCGAAAUCAAAACCCACCUUCGACCACAAACAGCCACAAUUCUGAGAACAAUCCGGCUUGUUCGGAUGUUGCGAAUACUCAAGCUUUCCCGCUACUCCCGUGGUUUCCGCAUCCUUGGACUUACACUAGUGAGGAGCACUCGCGUCCUCUUCCUUCUCGUUUGUUUUCAGAUGGUGCUAGCGAUCCUUUUUUCAAGCAUUGUGUACUUCGUUGAAUAUGAUGCACCCGGAACACAAUUCAAAUCUAUUCCAGAUUCUUUCUGGUGGGCUCUUAUAACAAUGACAACUGUGGGGUACGGUGACGUCGUUCCUAUAACUGUAUUUGGCAAAAUCGCCGGCGCCGGUUGCGCAAUUAUGGGAAUUCUUUGCAUUUCGUUCCCUGUCCCGGUGAUCGUAUCAAACUUUAAUUAUCUUUAUAAUUUGGACAAAGACGACUGCAAACUUGUACCCGAAGACAUCAUGGGUGACAACCACAUAUUCGAGCAAAAAGAUUUUAAAACGGUCGACAAGUUCCAAUAGGAAAAUUGAGCAGCUUUUUGUGUUACUUAUAAUAAAUAAACUAAACUCAAAAUCCGGCUAUGCUUUAAGAAUUAAAUGAUAUAGUAGGGUGUUAGACCAUAAGCAUCAACUUACACUGUUGAAACUUUUUAUUCUAGUAAAAACGUUUAAAUGCAGUUCUACAUUACAGCAAAGUCCAAAAAUC